Vicia villosa (hairy vetch) is the source of this 2025-nucleotide messenger RNA. RefSeq names its product IQ domain-containing protein IQM2-like. The transcript has 9 exons. The record is from RefSeq and is a predicted model, not a curated record. Lineage: Eukaryota; Viridiplantae; Streptophyta; Magnoliopsida; Fabales; Fabaceae. The coding region runs from base 360 to 1763 and encodes 467 amino acids.
GUUUCAUUUUGUGACAUUUGUUUAUUUUAUAGAAGCAGUUACUAGUGUCCUAUGCUGUCAUACCAUUAGUAGUACUAGUAAAUUUUGUGUUGGCUAGCAUAUAUAGUUUUCCCAAAAGUUGGAAAAAAUGAAGAGAAGAAAACAACAAUCAUCAUUCUAAUAAACAAUUGAAGGAACAAUUAUUGGAUGAAACAGUUUUGAUGUUUGUUAGUACCAUGAAGCUAGAUUCCUUGUUUGGAUAAAUUGCCUCAAUAUUCUUUUCAUUCAUACAUAUUUGGUGCUCAAAUUUCAUCCUUUACACAUUAUCAAGCUUGAGGGCUAUAAAGUAUAUAUUCAAAAGAGUAAGCUUAUGUGUAUUGAUGAAAAUUAUAAAGAAGCUCACUUUCUACUUCCAUAAAUUAAUGGAAAUGUUAGCAUUAAGAAAUGAAGAUGAUAUCAAAGUGAACUUCAACAGAGAUAUCAAUUUCAAUACUUUCUAUAAGCCUUAUCAUGUUACUACUACUACCGAAGAAGACGAAGAAUGUAUAGGCUUGAAGGUGGCAUUGUCAUGCAAAUAUCUAAUUUCGCAGAAUAAUUCGGAUACAGAAGAUGAAGCUGAGGACUUGGUGUUGCUAGAUGAACAAAGUCACACAACAGUUUUGUUACCGAAAAAACCAGAAGUUGUAAUGUUGUUUUCUUCUUCUGCGCUUGCUGAUGCUGACCGUGAUUUAGCUGCAACGAAGCUGCAGAAAGUUUAUAAGAGUUACAGGAUUAGAAGAUAUCUAGCAGAUUUGGCUGUUGUUUGCGAGGAGCUGUGGUGGAAGGAUUCAGACUCUUCUGCUUUUCAAAGGUGUUUGAUUUCGCAUUUUGAUUCUGAUAAAUCUGAAACCGCUAUUUCAAAAUGGGCAACAGCAAGAACAAUAGCAGCUAAGAUGGGAAGAGGGUUGUCCAAAGAUGAUAAGGGGCAAAGAUUAGCUCGAAAACACUGGCUUGAAGCUAUUGAUCCUCGUCAUCGAUACGGACACAACCUGCAUUUCUAUUAUGAUGUUUGGUUUCAAUGUCAAAGUUCUGAGCCCUUUUUCUAUUGGUUGGAUAUUGGAGAUGGCAAAAGAGUAGAUAUUGACAAAUGUGCAAGAAAGAAAUUGCAGAGGCAAUGCAUAAAGUACCUUGGACCUAUAGAAAGGGAAGCAUAUGAGGUAACUGUGGAAGGAGGGAAGCUUGUUUAUAAACAAAGCAAGAACUUUGUACACACAACUGAGGGAUCUAAGUGGAUUUUUGUUCUUAGUUCAUCUAGAGUUUUGUAUGUUGGACAGAAGGAGAAAGGAAAAUUUCAACACUCAAGUUUUGUAGCUGGUGCUGCUACCAUUGCAUCUGGAAGAAUUAUUGCUCUCAAUGGAGUACUUCAUGUUAUAUGGCCUUAUAGCGGUCAUUAUCGUCCGACAGAGAAGAAUCUUAUGGAAUUCGUUCACUUCUUGGAGGAACAUCAUGUGGAUAUGACAAAUGUAAAGAAACAUCCGGUUGAUGAUGAUAUUCCACCUCCUUUAAAACCUGUGGACGAGGAACUUCACAUUGAGCACAUAGAAAAUGUUGAAAUUAACAAGGCAUUGUCAAGCAAAUGGACAACUGGAGUUGCUCCUAGGAUUGGUUACGUGAGAGAGUAUCCAUCAAAACAUCAACUUCAAGCACUUGAAGAGCUCAAUCCAACACCAAAAGCCAACUAUGGAAUAUUUGAAGACAAAACUAUUCUUCUGUCACAUAGGCUUGAAAACAUGGAACCUAUCUAGCUCAAUGUUGUUCCAGCUAUAUACUUAUAUAUGCGGCAUUCAUGUGUAUAAAAGUUUGGACUAUAUGUUAUAUUAGUACAUAAUAUAGGAAGAUAAAGGUCAUAAAGGAGCAAAUUCAGCAUUUGUUUUUUGAUUUUGUUUCUUUGGCCAUUCUUUUUCAUUCCCAUCAACUGCACAGUUGCUUGUCCGACAAGUUUUAAGGGAGACGGUCAAUAAUACAUUAUUGUGUGGUUAGUCAAAAUCACAUGAGGAUUAAAAAAUA